Molecule: messenger RNA, 2700 nt
Organism: Globicephala melas (long-finned pilot whale)
Lineage: Eukaryota; Metazoa; Chordata; Mammalia; Artiodactyla; Delphinidae
Gene: RBPMS
Product: RNA binding protein, mRNA processing factor
Molecular function (GO): mRNA binding
Source: RefSeq, a predicted model, not a curated record
AGAAGGGGAGCUGCUUGGAGCCCGUACUUCCCAGAGCCAGCCAGGAGCGCGCACUCAGCGGCUCUCCGGGUCCCAGCCGCGCCCCGCUGCCCCGCACCUCCUUCUCCUGCUCCUCUCCGGGUACCCCUCACCCCCUCCCUCCAGCAGCUGCUACGCUCGGGCAGCGGCCGCCCCCGGCCCCUACUCGGCCACAUCCCCAACUCUCUGGGCUCACUCCUGGGACGCGCGUCCUCGCCCCAUCCUUUCUUCCUUCCUCCCCUCGCGCCCGCCCGCCCUCUCCAGGUCUCCCUCUCGGGUCCCGAUUGUCUCCGUCCCCUUCUCGGUCCGCCGGCGCCUCGCCCUGCCCCGUCUCUCCCUCGCACUUCCUGAGUCGCCCGCCGCCGCUGUCUCGCCGCGCCGCGGGAGCCCGAGCCCGAGCCGAGCCGAGCCGCCGCUGCCCCGGCUCCAGCCCCCGCAGCGCCCGGGAAAGGGAAAAGUGGGCGAGCGCGCCCUCGCCCAGCCCCGCGCCCCAGCCCUGCCCGGCGAGGAAGGACCGGGAAGAUGAACAACGGCAGCAAAGCCGAGAAGGAGAACACCCCGAACGAGGCCAACCUUCAGGAGGAAGAGGUCCGGACUCUCUUUGUCAGUGGUCUCCCUCUGGAUAUCAAACCUCGGGAGCUGUAUCUGCUUUUCAGACCAUUUAAGGGCUACGAGGGUUCUCUUAUAAAGCUCACAUCUAAGCAGCCCGUAGGUUUUGUCAGUUUUGACAGUCGCUCAGAAGCAGAAGCUGCAAAGAAUGCUUUGAAUGGCAUCCGCUUCGAUCCUGAAAUUCCACAAACACUACGACUAGAGUUUGCUAAGGCAAACACGAAGAUGGCCAAGAACAAACUAGUAGGGACUCCAAACCCUAGUACUCCUCUGCCCAACACUGUACCUCAGUUCAUUGCCAGAGAGCCAUAUGAGCUCACAGUGCCUGCACUUUACCCCAGUAGCCCUGAAGUGUGGGCCCCGUACCCUCUGUACCCAGCGGAGCUAGCGCCUGCUCUACCUCCUGCUUUCACCUACCCCGCCUCACUGCAUGCCCAGAUGCGCUGGCUCCCUCCCUCCGAGGCUACUUCUCAGGGCUGGAAGUCCCGUCAGUUCUGCUGAAUCCCAUGUUCCAGGUGUGUGAUGGUGGCUGCAAUCUGUCUUGUGGGUAUUAACGCAAUCUUCAAGUGGCUCCUGUUCUCGAGCUGUUCUACAAAACUGGAGCGCGCUGGCUGGAACCCGCCCAGUUUUGGUCCCUUCAAGACUCUGCCACAGCCUCUAUCACACAUCUGUUUUUCUCGAAGAAAAAAAUACAAUAAAAAUGUUUUACUCUUUUACACUGUAUAAUUUGUAAGAAACCGUGUUAUUUGUGAACGCAUGGUCUGCCAUUUCUGUACAGUUUGGAGAUAUUUUCGAAUGAAACAUAAAAGAUGUCAACGAUAAAAUCAAGAGAGUGAGUAUUUUUAUACCAAACAUUUUAAGUAUGACAGGAUGGAUGAUCUUACACUGGGCUGGAUCACAGAUUUUGUGCUUGACUUUUGAAUGCUUGUAAUUUAAAAUAUCUAUUUUUUUCCUCUAAAAGAAGCUGCAUGUUUAAGGCAUGUUUUUAAAUAUUAUCAAAAUUUCCAGAAUCAUAUGGUGAAUGUAUAGAAAUCUGUUUCCCUGGCCUGAGUCCACGAGUAACGCAGCGUUAGAUGUUAGAACUGCUAGUGCAGUACUCGGGGCUUACUUCCAGGUCUAGUAGGACACCCUGCAAGACAAUCAAAGGCCUCCAGGAGCUUCUAUCCUAACGGCGGCAGGUUCCCAGCGGGGCAAAGCAGCCUUUCCUUGGAGCACAUUCCUCACUUAGAAGAGCCCGGCAGCUCCCGAGGUAACUAUACAAACUGUGGGCCGAGUGUUGGGUUUUGCCGUUUUCUUAUGUUUUUCUUCUACCAGCACGCUCCUGUGUGUGCCCAGCUGACACGCGACUCCCCCGGUGAACGUGCUGAGUCUAAGGGGAAGCCUUGGCUUGGGAGGCCAGCCUGGGCCCAGGAGGCAGCCACCUUUGCCCGGCCCACCUGGCUGCAAUGGGCAGCUCCCAUCUCCCAAGUGAUUUUGCAAAACAUGGGUUGAACUGAGCUGGUGUUCCUGAGCCUUGGCAGCAGCAGGCCAGACACACCACUUAAAACAUGAUCUUGAAUCCCAUGUGCUCACCGUGACACUACCUGGCGUCUGGAAUGAGUACUCAUCAGUUUGCUUCAAGACUCCGUCAAAGCCGGUCAGUCUAGCGUGGUAAGCCGACACUUCCAGAGUCUGUGGCAGCUCACUCUCCCCCUUGUUGGAGAAGAGCCGGCUGUAAAAAUACAUUGACCUAAGAAUUUUUAACUGCUGAUAUAGCUAAACAUGACCACAAGCUUUCUUACUGAUCUGCUCACGCUGUGCUGAAGAUUUCGAUGUUUUAAUGACUAUAGUAUAUAUACAUGGUUGGUGUCAGGUUUUCUAGUUUCAUUAUUUUCCAUCAGAAGUAAAGAGAUCAACACACUUUUAGAAGCUCAUCACAAAAAAAACGAAAGGAGCCGGGGGUGAGGGGCACUCACCCUCACAAUAAAUGACAGGAAGGAACGUCCCUGCCACACCCAAGCCCUGCUUAGGCCUUCAUCGCCUCCUGGUUCGUGGUGACAGUUCUGUACUCUUGUUUCUAAGGAAAACAGCAAC